CGUAACAGCUGCUUAGUAUAGCCCCAGUUUCAUGGCAUUCAUAUCGCAAACUCUCGUGUAUCAAUUGCUGUUUUCUUCACAUUCUCCAUAGAUGUAAUUGUCCAAUUUGUCCUGCAAAGUGUAAUCGUUAUGGCAAUUCCCCGCAUGUACUCCCGCUACUCAAGGGCAUUUGGGCCUGGCUUUUGGAGAUAUCCCUGCCUUGCAGCUUCAAGGAGCCAGCGUCGUCAGAUAUUCUCAUUCAAUUUCAGGUCGUCAGAGAACGCGAGAGGAUGGAGGCCGGUCGUGGCCUUCUCAAUUGCAGCAGCAGCAAUGGGUGCUUCGCUGCAUGCUCUGACCUCAGAGCCCGUCAGGCUCGAUGCGCCCUCGAUUGCUGCUCUCGAUGAUAAAACAAAGCGCGGGGGCACCAUAACCUCCUCAUCGCCCAUGCGUCUUCGCAUGGAAAAGCUUAUAAAGGACCACCAGAAGAAAAUCGUAGAUGAGCUGUCGCGCAUAGACGGGAAGAACUUCAUCGUUGACGAAUGGAACCGACCCAAUGGUGGUGGUGGUAUCUCCUGCGUCCUUCAAGAUGGCAACGUCUUUGAAAAAGCUGGCGUCAAUGUCUCCGUCGUAUACGGCCAAUUACCACGCCCGGCCAUUGAGAAGAUGCGCGCGGACCAUAAAUCGUUCGUCGCUACGGACGUGGACUCGCUAGACUUUUUUGCUGCCGGGCUCUCUCUAGUCCUACACCCCAAAAAUCCAAUGGCUCCGACAGUCCACCUAAACUACCGCUACUUCGAAACUUCAGACCCCAAAGAUCCCAUCCACGGACCGAAGAACUGGUGGUUCGGCGGAGGCACAGACCUAACCCCAUCAUACAUCUUCCCCGAAGACUGCAAGCACUUCCACCAAACAAUCAAAGACGUCUGCGACAAACAUGACCCCAGCUACUACCCCAAAUUCAAAAAAUGGUGCGACGACUACUUCUACAUCCCGCACCGCCACGAAGCCCGCGGCAUCGGCGGGAUCUUCUUCGACGACCUUGACGCUGAAUUUCUGGCCCACUCCACCUCCCACUCCUCGACAAACCCACAAGAGACCCUCUUCGCGUUCGUUUCUGACGCCCUCGCCUCAUUCUUGCCGUCUUACGUUCCCAUCGUCGAACGCAGGAAGGACAUGCCGUUCACCCAAGCUGAGAAGGACUGGCAGCAGCUACGUCGCGGGCGCUACGUCGAGUUUAAUCUUGUGUAUGACCGCGGGACCAGCUUCGGGCUGCGUACCCCGAGCGCGAGGGUGGAAAGUAUCUUGAUGAGUCUUCCCAGAACGGCGGAGUGGGUGUACAUGGAUCCAAUCUCUGGGACGAAGAUGGGUGAGGAGAAGAAGGUUGUUGGGGAGGAAGUCGGCGGCGAGGAGAAGAAGAGGGAGAGAGAGCUGAUGGAUGUCUUGAAGUAUCCCCGGGAAUGGGUGUGAUGCUCACAUUUCGAGCUACGAGGCGUUCUGGGCUUCUGUGGUUGAUUUCCUUUUUUUUUUUUUUUUUUUUUUUGGAUAGUUCGAGUCUAGCCACUGGGGACGCGGCCCGUGGGAGUGUAUGAUACGAGGGAUAGUUUUUAUUGGUAUAGACAGUGACCUAUGUUGAGAGAACGGAGUUUCUCGUAUUUGGA
This is a messenger RNA of Coccidioides immitis RS, 1637 nucleotides long. RefSeq names its product coproporphyrinogen III oxidase. The transcript has 2 exons. Gene Ontology annotation, cellular component: cytoplasm; mitochondrial intermembrane space. The record is from RefSeq and is a predicted model, not a curated record. Gene Ontology annotation, molecular function: coproporphyrinogen oxidase activity. The coding region runs from base 130 to 1446 and encodes 438 amino acids. Lineage: Eukaryota; Fungi; Ascomycota; Eurotiomycetes; Onygenales; Onygenaceae.